Messenger RNA from Pantherophis guttatus, 5857 nucleotides. Its product is annotated as nuclear receptor subfamily 1 group D member 1-like. Gene Ontology annotation, biological process: hormone-mediated signaling pathway; cell differentiation; negative regulation of transcription by RNA polymerase II. Gene Ontology annotation, molecular function: zinc ion binding; nuclear receptor activity; RNA polymerase II cis-regulatory region sequence-specific DNA binding. The record is from RefSeq and is a predicted model, not a curated record. NCBI's taxonomy places the organism in Eukaryota, Metazoa, Chordata, Lepidosauria, Squamata, Colubridae.
CUGAGGUACGCCAGAAACCUAACUCCCCCGCUCUUCGCCUUGGCUGGGAAACAAGAGCGAGCGAUUCAUCUGGGGAGUUGAAUAAGCAAAAAAAAAGAGAGAGAGAGAGAGAGAGAGAACCCAACCCCAGCAGGAACGCUCACCCACAUAGCCUCGGAUUCAGGGAACUGGGUUGGGGAAGGAGGUGGGGAGGGGGGAAGGCUCGGCUUCAGCCUCUUGCCGAGCCUUGCUUCAAAAAAGCACGUGGAAGUCGCAGUCGAGGACACGACUGCUGCCUCCUGGAAGCACAAACCAUUUUGCAGAGCGCGGUGGCUCAGGAGUCGGCAAGCACGCGCGCGCGCUCUUCUCUCUCUCUCUCUCUCUCUCUCUCUCUCUCACACACACACACACACACAACACACACAGAGGCAGGAGAAGAGGGGGGACGUUGGGGAGGAUUCCCUCGUCGCGCACAGCCGGCUUGCUACCCAUCGCCCCCUUUCUAGUUAUUUAUUAUUAUUAUUAUUAUUUGCUCGAUUUGGGAGAGCCCCAGCGCUCCUUCCCUACGAAAGCGAGCAAGCGAACCCAACGCGCAACUCUUCAUUGCCUUCCUCGAGGCGAUUCCUUAUCUCCCCUCUUUUUAUUUUUUAUUUUUUUUAAUAUAUAUAUAUAUUUGGGCAACCCGAGGACCAGGUUUGCGCUAAUAACGGGGGGACGUCGGAAGAGAGAGAGAGAGAGACCCAGCAUGGAUAACAAUUCCGGUGGCGUGAUCCUGUAUGUGGGUUCAACAGCUGGUUCCAGCCCCACUCCAGGCAGCCCUCCCAGUGGAUACCUGGUGUCUUCACCCCAACACUCGCUGCCAUCCUCGUUAGAAGAGCUGACCCUCACCGAGAUUGGAGCCAUCAAGCCACAGCAGGCCAGCUCCCCCUCUUCACCCAAGGUAGCCUUCCAGUUUCCCGAAGGGAUCUGCUACCCCAGCAAGGGCCAGCUCCCCCCAACACCAAAUAAGGUGCCUGCCACCAAGCAGAAUGGAGCUACCAGCACUUUCACAAAGACUGGUGGGAUGGUGUUGCUUUGCAAAGUUUGUGGAGACAUUGCUUCAGGCUUCCACUACGGGGUUCAUGCUUGUGAAGGAUGUAAGGGUUUUUUCCGCCGGAGCAUCCAGCAGAACAUCAACUACAAGAUGUGUGUGAAGAAUGAAAAUUGCAUGAUCAUGCGUAUGAAUCGCAACCGCUGCCAGCAUUGCCGCUUCAAGAAAUGUCUGGCGGUGGGGAUGUCAAGAGAUGCUGUGCGUUUUGGGCGCAUCCCUAAGCGAGAGAAGCAGCGCCUGUUGGAUGAGAUGCAAAGCUACAUGAACAGCCUGAAUGAGGUCCCCAUGGAUGUGGGCCUGAGCUCUGAGGCGGAUGCUCCACCCAGCCCUAACACCCAGGAAGAGGAGGCAAUAAAUGCCAUCUCCAGGGCUUACCACGACAUCUUCCUCAGCGGGCAGGACCGUCUGGGCAGGCGUAGUAGCUCCCCAGGGGCCGAGGCUGCCCCUUUGACCAACUACAACGAAAAGCCGCAGCUGAAUCAUUCCCUGGGUUAUGGGCAAUACGAAUCAGCCACUCUUCGCCUCUCCAGCUACAACCCUCAAGAACCAUCCUGUUAUGUUGACAACAGUCCCUCAUGCUAUGGCAAUGAAAUCUUCCAGACCCAGCAGGCCAAUUAUCUGCAAAAUGCUGGAUGCUACCCAUCCUUUGAUUUUGGUUAUUCUGAGGAAAGUGCCCAGAGGAGCUGUCCAUGGCGGGGAACCACCAGAAGAGGCAUUGCUUGUCCUCUGAAUGCCACCCCUUAUUGUGGCAGUGGCAAGAGCAGUCAGCAAGUGUGGGAAGAGUUCUUACAAUGCUUCACACCAGCUGUCAAGGAGGUGGUCGAGUUUGCCAAGAGCAUCCCGGGCUUCCAGUCGCUCUGCCAGCAGGAUCAAGUCAUGCUCCUCAAAGCGGGCACUUUCCAGGUGCUGAUGGUGCGCUUCUCCACCCUCUUCAGUCCCAAGGAGAAGAAAGUAACAUUUCUGAGUGGGGAAACAUAUUCACUCGGCAGUCUGCGUUCCAUGGGCAUGGGCUCUCUGCUGGAUGCCAUGUUUGAGUUCAGCGAGAAGCUCAGUUCCUUGAGCUUAGAUGCACAGGAGAUGGCCCUCUUCAUGGCUGUGGUCCUUGUCUCAGCAGAUCGCUCUGGGAUCUCUGAUGUGGAUGCUGUUGAAAUUCUUCAGGAGACUUUAAUCCGGGCCUUGAGAACUCUAGUAACCAAGAAGCAUCCGGAUGAUUCCACGCUUUUCCCCAAGCUGCUUCUUCGUCUCCCUGACUUGAGAACUCUCAACAAGCAGCAUUCAGAGAAACCUCUUGCCUUCUGGAUCAACCCUUAAUUCCAGCACAUCGAUCUCAAAAGCCCCUAAGACUUUAGGAAAGAAAGAAAAAAAAAAAUCCACCAUCAAGUAAAUUUACUGCAGCGGACUAAAUGUUGCUCUUUGGGAAAUGACUGUAAUGAUGAAAUAAGAGGUGUAGAAAGGACACAACAAAGGCAGGAAGCCCACGGCCCCUGGCAGCUUGUUGGAGUAGAUCCAGUGAGGAGAGAGAUGGGAUAAAGGAGGAAGGAUGCAUUUCCCAGAUAGCGCUCUCCACAGCACAAUGCAGACUGAAGAUCAUUUACGUGCCAAGAGAGAUCAGGCAAACAAACUGGACACAUCUGUUAUUUCUAAACGGGUGUGGGUGUGUAUACACACGCAUGCAUAUAUUCACACAUAUAUUUCCAUACAGUGUUGUUUUGAGGCUCUACCCUGUAUAUAAAAAAAGCACCAGCUUCAUUGUACAUAACAGUAAUCCUUGGUAGCUCUUGAGGGUGGGGCAAAUGUAGGACCACCUGGUAAGGCAGUUACUCCCAAACCUAGCUUCCUUAAUCUGCACGCUAGUGUAGCCCCAAUCUCAAAACUUCUUUUUCUUUUCCUUUGCUAGCCUCUGUUCCCUUGCUGCUGUUCUCAGAAAGUGUGUACACACAUACACACACAAAAGAGAUUUUACCAAGUAGAUGGUCUCAUCAAAUAGGAACUAGAACUACUCAAGUUUUCCACCUCCAUCCCCAUCUCAUCUCGGCAACCAAUUAAGCAAAGCCCCGAUUCUCUUUCAUCAUGUCAGGUAUGAGUGCCUAGGUAAUACAUAUUUCAUAAAGAUCUCAAAACAAAAAUACAAAAGGUCUUCCACCAGUUCAUGGCAGAUUUGCUCUCCCUUCUCGGUUGCGACUACAGCAAAUUAAAGAGAGGUCGUUAAGAGGAGGAAACCUAUGGAGAUGCUGUCAGUUGAUUGGAGGUCUAGUUUCUCAGCAAGCGAUAGGAGCUUGAUUGUAGUUGGAUGAUUCAAAAGAGCCACAGGUAGUCCUUGACUUAACAAUAGUUUAUUUAGGUUUUAGGUUUAGGUUUUAUUAAAUUUGUAUACCGCCCUACUCCCGAAGGACUCAGAGCGGUGAACAGGCACAGGAUAAAAUACAGAAAUACAAAAGUUAAAAACAAUUUAAAACCAAAUUAAAUAAUUUGGCCCACGACAAUUAAAAUCCCAAUAAAUUUAAAACAAAUUAAAAUUUCAAUUUAAAAUUUAAAAGAAAGGGGAGAAAAAUUAGGCCAGGCCGGCUUGCUGGAAUAAGAGGGUCUUAAGAGCACGGUGGAAGGUGCGCAGAUCCGGGAUCCUCCAUAUCUCCGGGGGGGAGCUCGUUCCAGAUAGUGGGUGCCCCCACAGAGAAGGCCCUCCCCCUGGGGGCCGCCAGUCAACACUGCUUGGCUGACGGCACCCGGAGGAGCCCCUCUAUGAGAGCGUACCGGCCGGUGGGAGGCUAUUUGUGGUAGUAGGCGGUCCUGUAAAUAACCAGGUCCUAAGCCGAAGUUAUGUAUUUAGAUGUAUUUAGUGACCGAAGAUGUAUUUAGUGACCGAAGUUAGAAUGGCACUGAAAAAAAAGUGACUUAUGACCAUUUUUCACACGACAUUGCAACAUCCCCAUGGUCAAAUGAUCCAAAUUCAGAUGCUUGGCAACUGAUUUAUAUUUAUGAUGGUUGCAGUGUUCUCGGAUCCUGUAAUCACCUUUUGUGACCUUUUGACAAGCAAAGUCAAUGGGGAAGCCAGAUUUCCUUAACAAACAUGUGACUAAUUUAACAACCGUAGCAAGAAAGGUUCGUAAAAUGGGCCAAAACUCACUUAACAAAUGUCUCACUUAACAGCAGAAAUUUGGGGCUCAAUUCUGGUCGUAAGUUGAGGACUACCUCCAUUGAAAGAGAGAAAGAGAUUUGGAUUAGCCAGUCUUCCUUUCAUCUCUAUAAGGUUCAGCCAUAAGGAAGAAAGGGCUAAGCAGAGCAAACACUCCGAAGACUUUUCUGCUCAGCUUUUCGGAUUAUUUCUGGGCUUUGGUGCUUUUCUAUCUGUUCCCUUUAAAGGGUGAAGUUUGAGAUAUUUCAUCCUAGAAACCCUUGGCCUCUCAUUUUAAUUCCAAAUCCCAUUCCCUUUUUAAGGAUGGGGCCAAGAAUCCCAAACCCUCUCCAAGCUGCCUUUCUUAUUCUAUUCAGCACCGUCUUUUAUUAUAGAUUUCCCAUAUAAACCCAAGAGUUUUUUGACUAAUUCACCCACUCAUCAGUAGACUGCCUUCCUUGGGGAGUGGUGUGUUCUUUGCACUUUAUAUUACUUUUCUUUUAAGCAACCAGAUUCUGUGCCAAGCAAUGUGUAAAUUAUGACCUGAGUAAAUUAUUCAACAUAAACAGAUGCCGUAUUUGUUUAUUCUGCAUAAUUUAUUCUGCUUCCACUAAUCACGGACAGUGAAGGUGGCACUGGAAGCUAUGUUGAAUACUGAAGUUUCAUCCUCUGAUCUCUAAAAAUUCUGUGGUUUUUCUGGAUUUCUGAGACUGUACAUCACAAUGGCACAUCAGUGUCUCAUGCAAUAUGUAUAUGGUUUGGAGCACCAAAGGGUCACAUGGGUAUGUAGAUUCAAUUGCACUCUCUGGGUUUGUUUGUUUUUAUUAUUAUUAUUUAUGCCCGAUUGUGACACAGCAUUGGAGAAACGGCUCUGACGGGCAUUUGGGGCUUUGGAUUUUGCUGAAGCCCAACUUGGAAAGAAUAGAAAACGUAUUUUCCCACAACAAAUAGAAACAGAAUGAAAGUGGAGAUGUUCAGGAUGCUAACUUCUGUAACCCCAAAUUCUGUGCUCAGAACAAAGAUGCAACCGCAAAUGCACGGAUUUAAUAGACUUGAGAGCUCUAGCCCUUGAGAACCUAGGAUCUAUUUUUCCCCAUAUCGAAUUACAAAUUUAAAAGAGGAAGCCGACCCAUUGGGAUAUUUUUAAAAGACUUGGAGAUGACCAAAAAAAAAAAAAGUGGGGGGGGGAUCCUGGACUCCCUCUUCUCUCCAGUAGGAUCUCCCAGUGUCCCUGUCUGGUUGUGGUCAGCCCUGCCUGGUUCUCUACAUUGAUAUAUGACAGGCUUUCCAUCCCAUUUACAGGAGUUCUCAUAGCAUGUUUGAAUCACCCUCCUGUUGCAUGAUGUGGGGAAUAUUUGGUGUUCUUUGCAGGGUGGGAGGGACACUUGCUGCUGCUGUUCAACACUGCUUUGAAAUGAAACCAAACGUUGCACUUUUUCUUAGAGAUGUAUGUAGGAACAAAGAGUCCCCUCCCUAAAUUGAAGUAUAUUUGCUGCAAUGGGAAAAUGGAGAGGGGUUUAUUUGCUGCUGCUGCUGCUGCUACUGCUACUGCUGGGAGUCCAAAAGACUCGUUAAAGAUGCUGGCAAGGCAGAGAAAAGAGAGAAUUUAUUUUUUGUCUAAAAUUGAAGUGCAAUAAAGACAUGAAAAAGAUAAAUAAAAUAAAUAUUUGCUAACA